UGUAGCCGUAAACCAUAUUACACAGAAUAAAUUGACAGCAUCAAUUAUUGAGAGAUUUUCAGUUUACCGGGCUAAGCUAAUGUUAGCGUGUUUAACCUGAAGUUAUGCAGCAACCAGAAGUAACUCAGAGAGACAACGACUACGAACUGGAAACGUUGUAAAUUACAUUAAGGUAUAGGUCACGUCAUGGCUGACGACCCUCAGAGAAACUUCCGCUCUGCAUAUUACGAGAAAGUGGGUUUUAGAGGAGUGGAGGAGAAGAAAUCACUGGAAAUACUGCUCAAGGAUAAUCCACUGGAUCUAGAAAAGUUGAGCACCUUCAGUCAGAGGUUCCCCCUCCCCUCCAUGUACAGGAUCCAUGUAUGGAAGGUGCUGUUGGGCAUCCUACCUCCCCACAGUGACUCUCAUACUUUGGUUGGAGGCUACCGGAAGGAGCAGUACCAGGAUAUCGUGGAGGCGUUGGAGGUGAUGAGGUACAUCAACCCUUCCACACCUUCCACCCACAUGUACCUGCGCAUGUUCCAGCUGGAGAGUCAGGUCCUCCCACGGUGCUCUGAGACCCUACCCCCGGAUGAAGAAAAUGAAGACUUUCUCUCCAUCAGCCGAGCCAUGGAAGAGAUUGUUGAUGAUCCUGUCGACUGCUAUUGGCUGAUUAAGUGUUUCAUCAAUCAGUUUCACACAAAGUUCGGGGAUUCGAUGCCACACCUUCCAAAGAGCCUGGAGCAUUAUCUGAGUCAGGAGGAGCCUCGUCUGCUGAACCAUUUGAAAAACAGCGGUGCGCUGGCCCAGCUGCCGUACGGCCUCUGGUUCAGACGCUGCUUCGCCGGCUGCCUGCCUGAAUCAAGCCUGCAGAGGGUGUGGGACAAGGUGAUCAGCGGCUCCUGUAAGAUCCUGGUGUUUGUGGCCCUGGAAAUCCUCCUUAGCUACAAGAUCAUAUUGAUGGGCAUCAACCAGCCAGAUGGUGUGGUCAAGUUCCUGUCUAAUAUACCGCAGGAAAACACAGACGCUAUUGUGACGAAAGCCAUCGACCUGUGGCACAAGUAUUGUGGCAACCCUAUUCAUGCUGUGUAGCCACAUGGACACAGAUGAGGCAGAUACUUCCCCAGAAUCCACCAGGACUUAAUCUCACCUCCCCCUAGAGCCUGCAGCGUUCACCAUCCAUGGGGCUUUGUCUCUGCAUGAAUGAACUGGAAACUCAUCACUGGCCACUUUUAAUAAGCCCAGGGAUGUGGGAGCCACUCUUCAUAUUCCAGCUUUCCUCUGAGAAUAUGACACACUUUAGUCGGUAAGAGACUGGAGGUGGCACGACAGAUGUGAUGCGGAUCACAAUGUGUGGAAGUUUCCCCACAGAAGAAGACAAAGAAGCACAAACUUAUUAUUUUUAAUAAGUUUCUUUCUUUAAGAA
Molecule: messenger RNA, 1405 nt
Organism: Melanotaenia boesemani (Boeseman's rainbowfish)
Lineage: Eukaryota; Metazoa; Chordata; Actinopteri; Atheriniformes; Melanotaeniidae
Gene: tbc1d7
Product: TBC1 domain family, member 7
Exons: 8
Coding region: 187-1071 (294 amino acids)
Biological process (GO): negative regulation of TOR signaling; activation of GTPase activity
Molecular function (GO): GTPase activator activity
Source: RefSeq, a predicted model, not a curated record